GCCCAACAAUAACGUGUGCCACAUGCAAUCCGGUCAAUGCUUCGUUCAAACCCUGUGGUAGUUUUCCGCGAUUUCCUAGUCUAUCAUAAUGCCGCCGAAGUCCAAGCAACGUGCGGUCAAGCCCGCCAACUCUAGCUCCAAGAAAGCCAUCCCACAGCCCUUCACCGCAGCUCCGGCCGAACUCGACACCCUCCUCUCCACCUUUGACCGCUCGCUUGUAUACAUAUCACACGUCGAUGUGCAUCCAGCAUGGUUCAAACGGCGUAUAUUCGCCGUCCCUGUCCUCCUGAACACGACCAUCCUCGCGCUUAUACUAUGGCGCCUGUACGCAAUCGGACCCCACUACUGGGCCAUUAUCCUCUCCGUCCUCGGAAACCAUAACGAAACCACCAUAUACUGGGCCACCACACCAUGGGCGACUUUGAUAUGGAGGGUGGGAAAACGCAUGCUCAUGUUCAUGCUGGACUUCUUGCUGUUCCGCUUCGUGGCACUCUGGCCAUACACUUUCUUUGUGGAGCAGCCAGGCAACCCAGUGAGCUGGCGGUGGAACGUGGGGUUCAGAGACGACGAAGUAUAUGUGAGAGUGAGCAGGUCUUGGGGAGCGAAAGACCUGCUUGGAGAGGCCGAGGGCGGGAGUGGCCGGGCCGGAGCGGACAAUCCCUUCUUCAAGACCAGAGUUCUACCCGCGGUUGACAAGUCGAGAUUAAGAGAAAAGACGGGGUACCUACUCAUGGAUGCAGACUUUGAUCUGGAUUUCUUUGGCAUGGUCGCUGCAACGCAACUCCUUGAUCGCAAGGACAUUACGCUUGAUCACCUCCGCAAAAGCGUCUUCGUUUACGUCGGCGACCCUGAGACAGAGAAUGGACAAUGGGCUGUCUGGGAAUGCGCAAAGCUUGACGAAGGCUCGGAAACGGAAGCGAGGGACAAGGUCAUACAGUUUAAAGAACGGCUCACGGCUAUGGGCAAGGAGAGCUUGUUCUUCCGGUGGGUCGAGCUCAUCCAGUACGAAAGUAAUGCGCCCGGCGGUUUUACGCAAGAGAGGCAGGUUGCAGCUGCGGAGAAAGUGAAGAAGAUGUUCGAGGACGAAUGUGUGGAUUUCGAGGUGUUUGAAAGGGAGAUUGGGGGUAUGUAUGACAUUGCUGGUGCUUAGCCUCGACAUGUCGUCGAGCUUGAACACAGAAGAACGCAGUACGAUUGGGCGGCAUAGACGAUAUCAAAAAGAUACCCAAGUGUUAUACAUUUCAGAUUU
This is a messenger RNA of Alternaria alternata, 1249 nucleotides long. RefSeq lists its product as hypothetical. The coding region runs from base 89 to 1150 and encodes 353 amino acids. The transcript has a single exon. Lineage: Eukaryota; Fungi; Ascomycota; Dothideomycetes; Pleosporales; Pleosporaceae. The record is from RefSeq and is a predicted model, not a curated record.